This is a messenger RNA of Trifolium pratense (red clover), 1389 nucleotides long. RefSeq lists its product as uncharacterized. The record is from RefSeq and is a predicted model, not a curated record. Gene Ontology annotation, molecular function: nucleic acid binding; RNA-DNA hybrid ribonuclease activity. The coding region runs from base 1 to 1389 and encodes 462 amino acids. The transcript has a single exon. NCBI's taxonomy places the organism in Eukaryota, Viridiplantae, Streptophyta, Magnoliopsida, Fabales, Fabaceae.
AUGGGGCAAUUACCUUUUAACGUAAAUGUAACUGGUGGCUCGGUGAUCUGGAACUCAGUGGCGAAGGCCAUGAACAAGCUGAAAGAUGGUUUCAUUUUUAAAAUUGGCAAUGGGGAAACGAGUUUCUGGUUUGAUUUUUGGGUUCUUAAAGAAAGAUUGUGUACGGUUGUGCCUUUUGUUGCAAUUCAAGAUACAGCCGCAAAGAUUAACGAUGUUUGGCAGAAUGAUAUGUGGAAUUUGCGAUCUCUAUAUACGCCUCUACCUAACAACGUUGUUACUGCAAUUACAUCUAUUCGGCCCAGGAUUGUGGAACAUCUGCCUGAUGUCUGGACUUGGAUUAACUCAAGCUCGGGGUUAUACUCAGUUAAGGAUGCUUAUAUUUGGCUAUCAAAUCCAGCGCCGUUAAAUGACCAUGUAAACUGGCAGUGGAUUUGGAAACUUCAGCUCCCGACGAAUAUUCAAUUUUUUACGUGGCAAUUAAUUCAUGGAUCAAUUCCGGUGCGAGCGGUGCUGCAUCACAGACGGGUCUGCAGUACUGAUCUCUGUCCGCGCUGUUCAGUAGCCCCGGAAAGCAUUGAUCACUGUCUUUUUCGAUGUGCAGUUUCAGCUCGUUUAUGGCGUGAGUGCGGUCUGAAUAUUUCUCCCAGAAACUCUCAUGAUGAGGAUAAUUUUUCUUGGUAUAAGAAUCUUGGAAAGAAACACGGGACUUUCUUUUUUAUUGUUCUUUGGGUGGUCUGGUGCGUGAGGAACGAUAUUAUCUUCAACAACCAUAUCGAGAGUAUUCAUACUAGUAUGGCAAAAAUCUUUUCUCUGAAGAAAUCCUGUGAUUCUGUCUUCUCUACUACGAACACGUCACCGAUCACUUCUGUCAAUCCAAGAUUAGUAGCUUGGUCUAGGCCUACGGAAGGAACCAUGUGUCUUAAUGUGGAUGGUAGCUUGCUGGGCACUACAAAUACAGCCGGGUAUGGUGGGCUGUUGUGUAACAAUAAUGGUGACUUUAUUUUGGGUUUUUACGGUGUUGCAACAGUUCAGAGCAUUUUAUUCGCCGAGCUUAUGGCGGUGCUACAUGGCUUACAAAUUUGUUGGGAGAAUGGGUUCAGAAGAAUCAUUUGCUUCUCAGAUUCGCUUCAGGCAGUUAAUUUAAUCCGGGAAGGAGUCUCAGCUCAUCACCGGUUUGCGAAUGAAAUCUUUAGCAUCCGACAACUAGUUGAUAAAGAUUGGGAUGUAGUUCUUGAACAUACGCUCCGAGAAGGUAAUGCUUGUGCGGAUGUGCUGGCCAAGAUGGGUGCUCGCUCUAACUUGCCAUUAGUGAAAAUUACUUCACCUCCUAGUGAACUCUCUAUGCCUCUUCUCGCUGAUGCGCAGGGUGUAGUUUUCAUUCGGGAGUAA